GUGUGAAAAGACGAUUUAAACGUCGCAAUAAGUAACUUACAGAACUAAAAAUAAAGUUUAAAUUAUCUCUUCAGUCUUCUGAUACAAUCUUCCAAUCAUUGGUGGUUUGGGGAGGCUGUAAAAACCAACAGAUAUAGGUGGAUCGUUGGACAAAUUCUAUUGGAUCAAGAUCUGAGAUACUUUCAGAAAUGCCUGCUAAUCGUAAUGUGUUGAUGUUUUGUGAGCUAAGAACUACUGCAUGUAGGCAUCUCAUAAAUUCAGUUAUAGUUGCCUGGAAAUGUGGGUUGUGGGAUGGAUCAGCAGCGAAAGCAGCCAGUGAAGAUCUAUGGUAAUGUUGGCUUGGCAGGUCGAAUUGCCUCAUUUCAGAGAAAAGUUGAAGGGCAUAAAGAGACGCAAGAUAUUAAUCCAUUUUCAGAGUGGGAAGAAGUACCCCAUAGAACUCGGUUGGACAAAGAUGACUCAAAUUGUAGGAUUCCAGGAGAAGAAUCCAAGAUAGAGACUCAGGGCAGUAAAGCUGAUCAUGGAAUGGCUCAGCUGCGAAAGCAACCAGUAAAGAUUUAUGGUAACACUGGAUUAGCUAGCAGAGUUUCAAUGUUUCAGAAGAAAGCUGAAGAGCAUAAAAAUAAGCAGAUGAUUAAUCCAUUCUCAAGCUGGGAAGGAGCAUCUCACAGGGCUCGACUGGAUAAAGAUGAUCCAAGGUAUGGAAAGCCAGUAGAAGGAUCCAAGACAGAGGGUCGAGGCAUAAAGGCUAAUGAAAUGAUCAGUAAUGAGAUUAAAUUCUUGUGUGAAAUGAUCUGGAAAAAUGGGGAACAGAAUUAUGAUGGAACAGCUGACAUAACUUUUGGAGAAUUGUUUCAGAUCUAUACAGUGAUAUCUAAUAAGUUGGUAGGUGUACUGAUGCGGGCUAGAAAGCAUGGCCUUGUCUACUUUGAAGGCGAGAUGCUCUUUCAGCGAAGAGAUGAUGAUGUCCUUAUUAGUCUGCUAAAACCCAUUGAUGAGAUUAGUACAUUGUUUAGUCAUGAGACCUAGGACUGAUAGCUUUCUCUUCUCUGGCUAGCCAUCUAUGUCAGAAAAUCAGAGCCUUAUGAUAGUGCCUUAUUUCUGUUAAUGCAAUUAGGAUUUUAAUCUUUGAUUGUUCCAACAAGAUGUUUUGUUAUUAAUUUUUUAAUAAUUAAAUUGUCUAUAUUCUAACAAAUUACAUUUUUAGAAUGAGUGUUGUUGUUUUUUACAAGGGUGCAUAGUGUCAUUGCAUCACUUUGAAGCUGGAUUGCAUAAAUAAGCAAAAUAAUGUUAGUGUUAUAGGUAUUUUCAAAAUUAAAACUAUUAUAUGAAACAGAAUUUUAUAUUUUUAAUAGUCAAAAUUACUUUUAUUUUGACUCAAUAAGUGGCUUAGAUAAGAUUUAAGUGAGAAAUACAUUUUAGUAAAAUCUUAAGGAAAUGCACCAACAUACAAUUUUCUGAAGGUUUAAACAAAAACAAACAGGUUUUUUAUACUCUAACACUUAACAAGGAUUUGACUUUCUAUAAAUGAUACUUACUAUAAUAAUUCUGGCCAGAUUUGUAACUUGUUCUGAAACUUUAUUUUUCUGUUCAAACUAAUUAAUAUUUGAACAGUGUCAAGAUCUCUCAGUCGUUUGUCUUGUAUGUUUGUAUUGUAAAUUGGUAUGGGAUUUUGAUAUAUGUAAAAGUGGUAUUGCAUUAGAAUAGUAAUCUAUUUACUGUAAGUUUAUAACAACCCUACCUGAAAAAAUUUGAGUAGUAGAAAAUUUAAAAAGUUUUUUUUAAUAUCAAUAAUAAAAAUAUUCAUGUAUGAUGUAUAUUUGACCAGUGAAAGUUUUUGUACAAAAAAUCUUCACUUAUAAAAGGUUGCACACACAAACAUAAAUAUAUAAAAAAAACUGAUUUUACAUGCUACUUUUAUCAGUACAUAAUAUUUAAAACUUGUGGAAUAAACAUUAUUCAUGUAUAAACAAUUACAAGAUUUGUGUUUAGGAGGUACAAAUUACAGUGUAAAAAAAUAUCUGAGUGUCUAAAUAUGUAAGUUUAGAAAAAUAAGAUGGUAUGUAGGUAUGUAUUAUUACUAGCAUAUCUUUAGAGAUUUGAAAUUAAUCAGGACAUUUUGAUUUCAUACUUACCUGAUAGAUUAUAUUAACUGAGAGGUAGUAUGUGUAAAAAAAUUGCCACAUAAUGGUUUUAUGUUUAGGUCAGCUAGGAUAUAACAAGUACAUGUUAAAGAUAGUAAGAAGUCUUUUGAUCUACACAUCUUCAUUUAACAUAGAAUUGACUGCUGUUAUUAAGUAUAUAAACAUUCAAAACUAGCAUCAUUCUUUCAUUGUGUUGCUAGAAUAAAUACAAGAAUAUACUUAUAGGCUUAUUAAACAUAAAAGCUGUGCAAAGAUGCAUUUUUAUCCCAAGAGUAAAUAGAAAAAAUAACAUUUUGUUAGACUAAUAUGACUUUUAUAGUGUUGUCUUUUAAUUUGAAAAUGUAUAGAAAUUAUUCUAAUAGCGUCAUCAGUUAGUAAAUUUCAACUUGUGUUUGAAAGUGUUGCUAAUUUUAAUGAGAUAAUGUUGUUGAGUAAAAUAAAGAUAAAAACAUUUAAUCAUAUUCUGUAACUGGAAUGUUUUGCAAGAACGAGAUUUGUAAUGCUUUGAAAACGAAUUAUUGAUCGUAAUAAAAUUAUAAAUACUAUCA
Messenger RNA from Limulus polyphemus (Atlantic horseshoe crab), 2692 nucleotides. RefSeq names its product actin-binding Rho-activating protein-like. The transcript has 5 exons. Gene Ontology annotation, biological process: positive regulation of Rho protein signal transduction. The coding region runs from base 292 to 1029 and encodes 245 amino acids. Lineage: Eukaryota; Metazoa; Arthropoda; Merostomata; Xiphosura; Limulidae. The record is from RefSeq and is a predicted model, not a curated record. Gene Ontology annotation, molecular function: actin binding.